ACAGAAAAACGGUGGGUCGUGGUCUUCACAUGCCUUGUAGUGCGAGCCAUUCAUCUCGAGGUAGCUCACAACCUUACUGGUCAGUCUUGUGUCAUGGCCAUCCGACGCUUUAUAUGUCGCCGAGGACCAGCAGCGGAGUAUUUCUCCGAUAAUGGAACGAAUCUACGAUCGGCUAGUAAAGAGAUGCUACAACAGUUUCAGGAAAUCAAGGACGAGUGCGCAGAAGAGUUCACAAAUGCCAGAACUAAGUGGCACUUCAAUCCGCCCGCCACGCCACACAUGGGAGGCGUGUGGGAGCGUAUGGUACGAACGGUUAAAGAGGUGAUGAGUGUAUUGAACGACGGCCGCAGACUCAAUGACGAAAUUUUAUUGACUUCACUUUCCGAGGCAGAAGAUAUGAUAAACAGCCGUCCUCUUACGUUCGCCCCACAGGAAUCGUCUGUAGCAGCUCUAUCCCCAAAUAUGUUUCUACGAGGAGUAGCACCUAACGAACCACAGGAUGUUAUAACGCCGACGAAUGUGGGUCAGGCACUUCGGGACUCCUACAAACGUUCUCAACAACUGGCAGAUAACAUGUGGCGGCGCUGGAUAAAGGAGUAUAUUCCGAGUAUCAACCAAAGAAACAAAUGGUUUGGAGAAUCCAAGGCUUUGCAAAAGGGAGAUCUAGUCUACGUUGUGGAAGGUGAACGUCGCAAGGUAUGGAUACGCGGGAUCGUCGAAGAAUUAAUCGUGUCUAGCGAUGGAAGAGUACGGCAGGCCAUGGUAAGGACCAACGGCGGGCUAUUUAGACGUGCAACCGCCAACCUAGCGGUAUUGGAGAUAAAUGAGGGUAACACUGAUCCGGUGGCUGGUUCCGAACCAGGAUUACAGGUCGGGGAAUUGUUGAGUUCAACCAUGGUGGGCAAACCCACUGGGUCUGGCGGAAUGCACAAUUCUGUCAUCGCACUAGAGACAGCUCAGUGACGGUCUACCUAAUGUGUCAUUUUAUAUAGGAAGAGGCAAAAGUGCAAAUCACGUUCUUUCGAGCUCAGUCAAUGUGCGGUAAAAUAUUAUUCUAAAUUAAAACUUAUAUACUAAAAUAUCACAGAAGUAAAUCACAGAUAUAGGAAAAUUAUCACAGUUCGAUUAGUUUAUCACAGAAAUAUAUUAAUUUGUUUUUCAUGAACAGUAAGUGGAAUCGGUACUAAAAGCAGCCGAUUCAAAUACCUGAACUUGUUACAUUAUCAAG
Molecule: messenger RNA, 1228 nt
Organism: Topomyia yanbarensis
Lineage: Eukaryota; Metazoa; Arthropoda; Insecta; Diptera; Culicidae
Exons: 2
Coding region: 94-963 (289 amino acids)
Biological process (GO): DNA integration
Molecular function (GO): nucleic acid binding
Source: RefSeq, a predicted model, not a curated record